Molecule: messenger RNA, 1581 nt
Organism: Talaromyces amestolkiae
Lineage: Eukaryota; Fungi; Ascomycota; Eurotiomycetes; Eurotiales; Trichocomaceae
Exons: 3
Coding region: 1-1581 (526 amino acids)
Molecular function (GO): oxidoreductase activity, acting on paired donors, with incorporation or reduction of molecular oxygen; monooxygenase activity; iron ion binding
Source: RefSeq, a predicted model, not a curated record
AUGUUCGAUCAUGACGCACCUGCACCAUUGGCUGGCGUAGUGGCCACAGUGAUCGUCUUCGCGGCCGUUGGUAGUGCAGCCCUCGCUAUCUAUCGCCUAUGCUUCAGCCCGUUGGCGCUGGCAAGGGUGCCUGGCCCCAAAAUUGCGGCCAUCACGGCUUGGUAUGAAUUCUACUGGGACUGCGUGCAGCAAGGCCGGUAUUUGUUCAAAAUUGAGCAGAUGCACCAAAAAUAUGGCCCCAUCGUUCGUAUCAAUCCGUGGGAAGUCCACAUCCAAGACCCCUCUUACUGGGACACCAUCUACACCAACAACAAAAUCGACAAAGAUGCCUGGUUCUACCGCGCCUUUGGCGAUAACAGAGGCACCGUCGGCACGGGCCCAUGGGAUCUCCAUCGCCGACGACGCGCGGCCAUGGCCAAAUUCUUUUCAGCUGCCAACGUCGCCCGUCUAGAGCCCAAGGUGCUGGCACGCGUACAGAAACUGCUUGAUCGGGUAGAAGAGUUUCGCCAGACCGGCGGAGGUCAAGCAGCGGUGCUGCCCAUAUCGCAUGCAUUCCGCUGCUAUGCGACGGACGUCAUCUCGGAUUAUGCAGCUCCGCAUACGAGAGACUUUUUGAGUACCCCGGAUUUCUCGGCUACCUUCAACCAAGUGCUGAGAGACUUUUCCGAGAUUAUGCUCUGGCACCGACAUUUCCCGAUUGUGUUUCCCAUAUUUGGCGCUAUACCGCGCUGGCUGAUUUCCAUGAUGGAUUCAACGGGUGCGCAGAUUGCGGUGCUGGAUAAUCAGGCCAGCCUGCUUAAACAAGCGCAAACGGUGAUAGCCACCAAAGGCGUUCCGCCAGAGAAGUCUUCGCCUACCGUCCUAGAUGCCAUCUAUACAUCCGAUGUGAUCGGUCCUGAAGAAAAGACUCUACCACGCAUGAUGGCCGAAACACAGGCUAUUCUCGGCGCCGGAACCGAGACUACCGGCAAUACAUUGUCGAAUUUCGUCUACAACGUACUAUCCAACAAAUCAAUCGUACAAAAACUAACAACAGAACUGGGAGAAGCAUCAUCAGCUUCAGCUUUGCUCGAUUACAAAACGCUAGAAAGAUUACCCUACCUACAAGCAUGUAUCAAAGAAGCACUCCGUCUGGGCAUGGGCGUCGUCGGCCGUCUCCCACGCAUCAACCAAACCGAAUCAAUGACCUAUACCACAAAGAUAUCCAACGGCGAAUCAUCAAGAACAUACACCUUCCCACCCGGCACCGUCUUAUCCAUGUCCAUAAUUGACAUGCAUCUCAACGACGACAUCUUCCCCAAGCCCCGCCUCUUCAAACCCGAGCGCUGGCUUGACAGUUCCCCAACCCAUCUCCGACAAAUGGAGAAAUCUUUCGUGCCAUUCGGUAAAGGGGUGAGAGGCUGUCUAGGGAUCGAAUUAGCCAAGGAAGAACUCACCCUAAUGGCGGGGAAUCUGUUUCGACGGUACGGAAGGAACCUUGAGCUUUAUGAGACGUCAGAGAGGGAUAUUAGUAUCGUGCAUGACUAUUUUGCGCCGUUUGGGCCGAAGGAUAGUAAAGGCGUUAGGGUGGUUGUUCGUUGA